AUGCUGAUGGAAGAGCUUGUGGCCAAGCUCCCAAUAAGCAAACGAGUGGACUGGGCAAGGCACCCUGCAACUAUUCGGCCCUAUCCGACGAUUGUGGACUUCAGUUCGUGGUUGACGGAACUAGCCAACGUGGUCUGCAUGGUGGCCGACAUUGAUGGAAAGGAGCCAAGGCGUCGAUUGCUUCAUGCCAGCGUCGACCGAGAGCAGGAGGAGCAACAGGAGAGCUGCCGCAGGAAUUGUCCAAUUUGUGAAGGCCUUGGACAACAUGCAGUUCGGGACUGCCAACGAUUUAUUGGAGCCACACCUACAGAGAGGUGGAGACUCGCAAGAAGACAUCGCCUAUGCUUCAUGUGCUUGCAAAGCGGGCAUAUGACUAGAUCCUGCGCUGCGUCAGGAGAGUGCCCCAUGAAUGGAUGCAGGAGGAAGCACCACCGUCUUCUUCAUGAGGCAAACAAUGAAGGCUUCAGGAGACCGCCACAGCGAGGCGGCAAUUGGAGAAGCUACAACCGGCAGGCCGCCGGACCGAGGGAAGGCGUCCGAGUGAAUGGAGGAGCAGCCUCAUCCGUGGAUGCUUCUGCAACGCCGGAGAGAAAUUUGAGCUGUGUCGACGAGGACCGAGAACGACUUCUGUUCCGUGUAUUGCCGGUGACGCUAUACGGAGGUGGGAAGCAGGUGGAUACGUACGCUCUUCUGGAUGAAGGUUCUUCGGUGACGAUGGUAGACAACGAGCUGGUUGCAGAGCUAGGCGUACAAGGAGUACGUCGUCAGCUGAACGUUCAAUGGUUCGGAGGCACGGCCACAAGAGAGCCUAUUAACGUGGUACGUCUGCAGAUCAGUAGAGCAGGCAAGUCCUCCCGACAUGUGCUGAGGAACGUCUAUGCCAUUUCGAACUUGAGUCUGCCGAUGCAGAGCCUGCACAGAAGGGAUGUUAGGAGCGUGAACAAGGACGCUCUAUUACCAAUGAAGCCCUACGUAAAUGCAGUGCCGAAGCUGCUUAUUGGUUUGGACCAUGGGCAUCUAGGACUGCCAUUGAAAACGAGACGGUUUGCCAGCGAGGGACCGUACGCUGCCGCAACCGAAUUAGGAUGGGUUGUUUUUGGGCCUGUAGAAGGACGACGAGACACGCCAUCACCGAGGUCUUGUCUGCUAGCCACGUCGUUGGAUGAUAACGUGGAACGGAUCGUCGAGGACUACUUCGAGAUCGAGAACUUCGGUGUGAAGGCGGCGCCAGCGGCCACAGCCAGCGACGACGUGAGGGCUCAGAAGAUCUUGGAGGAUACUACGGUGCGAGUUGGCCGCCGAUACCAGACGGGAUUAUUGAGGAAAACGGAUAACAUUGUGCUGCCACGUAGUUAUAAUAUGGCGUACAAUAGAUUGGUCAACAUCGAGAAGAAAAUAAAGCGAGAUGGGCAGUUCGCCCAAGAAUAUUCACGGAUUGUUAAUGAUUAUAUCGACAAGGGAUACGCUCGGCGUCUGGAACGACAGGAUUCGGGAAGCGAUAGAACAUGGGAAGGUGCCGUCGGAGUCUGCAGCGACAUUAAGGAGAUGUUUCACCAGGUGCUGUUCCGACCCGAGGAUAGAUGUGCGCAACGAUUUCUGUGGAGAGAUGGGAAUGACCAACGGGACCCCGACGUCUACGAGAUGUGCGUGAUGACCUUUGGAGCAGCAUGCUCACCGAUCAAAGCCAUCGUGGACUACCACUACGUGGAUGACUAUGUGGGCAGCUUUGCCACAGAGAGCGAAGCUAUCGAAGUAUCUAGCAGAGUGAAGAAGAUACAUGCAGAAGGCGGUUUUGAGCUUUGCAAGUUUUCGUCCAGUUCGCCUACAGUGGAGAUGCUACAGUGGAUGCUUGGACCCAGUGAUCACGCCCAGAGUAUUGGAUGGGAUGUACAACGCCUCGUAUUUGUGGAUGCGAGUCAGUCGGCAUUCGCAUCAGUGGUCUACUGGAGGAUCACGUACGAGGACGGCGGCGUGCAAGUGAGGUUCGUGUGCGCAAAGACGAAGUGUGCACCGAUGCGAACGAUGACGAUUCCACGGUUGGAGCUGCAGGCAGCAGUUCUAGGAACGAGGUUGAUGGACACAAUCAGACAGGACCAUAGUGUGGCCAUUGCAGAGACUGUGCUAUGGACGGAUUCGAAGACAGUGCUGCGUUGGAUUGGCAGCACACACAGGCGCAACAAGCAGUUCGUAGGGAACAGAGUAGCCGAGAAUCUGGAGUCGACGAAGAUGGCCCAAUGGAGAUGGCUACCAUCCGCCGACAACGUGGCAGAUGAUGCAACUCGAGCGCAACGCGUGGACCUAAGCGAGGAGGCACGCUGGUUAAGAGGGCCGGCAUUUCUGAGGAGACCAGCGGGCAGUUGGCCAGGAACUGCUCUCACCGACGAAGCGGAUGCAGAAGGCGAAGAGGAGAUGCCGAGUGAGUUCGUGCUUGUUGGAGCGAGUGACCCGUUCAUAUCGCUGGAGAGAUUCUCAAGCUACAGGCGAUUGCUGAGGACUACGGCCUGGGUCCUAAGGUUCAUACGUCGAUGCCGUGGACAACGAGAUGAGCUGGAGAACUACGGCCUCAAUGCAGCCGAGUGUGAAGCAGCUGAGGACUUUUUAUUCCGUAGAGCACAACGUGAGGCGUUCCCCGAUGAGGUGCAGGCCGCAGAGAAGGGCUUGGACGUCGCUAAAGGAAGCGACAUAUGUGGACUGGCGCCAUACCUAGAUGGCAACGGAAUCCUGCGAGCGUAUGGCAGGAUCGAUGCGGCGCUAUGUAUACCGUACAGCGCCAGGAGGCCAGUGAUCCUCUCCCACCGGCAUGGUCUCACGGAGAUGAUUGUGCGCGACGCCCAUGUGAGGAUGAAGCAUCAAAACGUGGAUGCUACGAUGACGGAGAUCCGGACCAGGUUCUGGAUUACGAGACUGCGGAGAGUGCUUCGUAGUGUGAUCUCGGGAUGCAGCGAGUGCAUCGACUACUUUGAGCCGCUGCUAGUGACCGUUGCUCGGCACCAGGAGAAACGGUGGGUGGCCUUGUUUACGUGCCUGACGACCAGGGCGAUUCAUCUGGAACUGGCACAUGACCUGUCGACUGAGUCCUGCAUACUUGCAAUCAGGAAUUUCAUCUGCCGUCGAGGGCAUGUACAUAGACUGCGCAGCGACAAUGGCAAGAACUUCGUUGGAGCAGACAGAGAGGCCAAGAGAUUUGCGGAGAUCUUCGAACCCGAGAGGAUCCAGUCGGAGCUGUCAAGCAAAAGAAUUGAAUGGAUCUUCAACUGCUCAGCGAACCCGUCAGAGGGUGGAGUUUGGGAGCGAAUGGUACAGUGCGUGAAGAGGGUGCUACGCCACACAGUUAAGGAAGUGGCGCCGAAGGAGCACGUCCUGGAGAGUUUCCUGAUAGAGGCGGAGAAUGUCGUUAAUUCUCGUCCGCUCACCCAUUUGCCAGUGAGUGCGGACCAGGAAGUCCCUCUCACGCCCAACGAUCUCCUCAAGGGAGCAGCUUGCCCACCGGAUACCCCCGGCCUGGAUGGAGGCCUCGUCAAGGAAGGAGCUACGCGGAAGCAUACCUACCCACGCUGA
Messenger RNA from Drosophila ananassae, 3558 nucleotides. RefSeq lists its product as uncharacterized. The transcript is spliced from 6 exons. The record is from RefSeq and is a predicted model, not a curated record. Lineage: Eukaryota; Metazoa; Arthropoda; Insecta; Diptera; Drosophilidae. The coding region runs from base 1 to 3558 and encodes 1185 amino acids. Gene Ontology annotation, biological process: DNA integration. Gene Ontology annotation, molecular function: zinc ion binding; nucleic acid binding.